AUGCCAAAUCUUGAUAUUAGUGAGACGCUGGUUUCACCUGCCACAGAGACUGGGUCUCAUAAUAUCACCCUUAGCGUGGCCGAGUAUUGGAUAGAGGCCACAGAAAGAAUUAUAGAUGACUUGGACUUUACUACUGAGCAAAAGCUUAAGGAGGCUGUUUCUCUACUUCGUGACGAGGCAUACCAGUGGUGGCUAACAGUUAAGAAGGGUGCCCAGCCCGAACUGUUGACUUGGGAGUAUUUUAAGACAAUAUUUCUGAGUAAGUAUGUGAGAGCCAGUUAUAUUGAUGCUAGGAGACGUGAGUUCCUAAAUCUCACCCAAGGUGACCGAUCAGUGGCUGAAUAUGAGGCUGAAUUUCUGAGACUGAGCCGUUAUGCGCAAGGCAUGGUGUUGUCUGAAUAUGAAAGAUGUGUCUGUUUUGAGGACAGCCUUAAGAAUAAUCUGAGGGUGUUGAUAACUCCACAGAGGGAGCGUGAGUUUGCUAUUUUGGUCGAUAAAGUCAAGAUUGCUGAGGAUGUUAAGCGCGUGGAGCAAAAAGGCCAAACUGAUCGGCAAGUGAGAGUUGGUCUUUCUGUUGCACCUACUGGGGUGGCGCUGUGUGGGCACUGUGGUAGACGCCAUUCGGGCGAGUGUUGGAGGGCUAUUGGGGCGUGCUUGAGUAAUGGGUCGACUGAACACCGUGUUCAGGAUUACCCGUUGAGAGCUGAUCAGGUGCAAGUUCUGGGUUCUGGUACUGUACAGCCGCCGAGAGUAGUUCAGUAG
Gossypium arboreum is the source of this 762-nucleotide messenger RNA. RefSeq lists its product as uncharacterized. The coding region runs from base 1 to 762 and encodes 253 amino acids. The record is from RefSeq and is a predicted model, not a curated record. NCBI's taxonomy places the organism in Eukaryota, Viridiplantae, Streptophyta, Magnoliopsida, Malvales, Malvaceae. The transcript has 3 exons.